Molecule: messenger RNA, 1238 nt
Organism: Acaulospora colombiana
Lineage: Eukaryota; Fungi; Glomeromycota; Glomeromycetes; Diversisporales; Acaulosporaceae
Source: the annotation of a GenBank genome assembly
GAAAUGCGGCUGCUAAAACCUCGAACGGGGUACCCGGAGAUCCAAAAUCCUUUGUUAUUAAGCAUGGACAAGUCGGAUACUCAAUCACCCAGCUCGUUCGGGAUAUGCGAAAAGUAAUGGAGCCAAACACAGCUUCCAGGCUACGGGAAAGAGGGAGGAAUAAACUAAAAGAUUAUAUUGUGCUUGGACCAACCUUGCAAGUGACACACAUCCUUGCAUUCUCCUUGACUCCAAAAUCUCCUACAUUGCGGAUAGUCCGUCUACCAAGUGGCCCAAGUCUCAGUUUUCGAAUAGAGAGGUAUUCUCUCGUAAAGGAUGUUUUAAAUUCAAAGAAACGAAAACGAAGCAAGGGCCUGGAGUAUCUUACACCACCUCUGCUCGUAUUGGCCGCUUUUCCUCCAGCAGGUGGCUCCGCCUCACCUCAUUUAAGCCUCUUGGUUAAAUCUUUCCAGUCGAUCUUUCCUUCACUGUCACCUCAAACUAUCUCACUCUCUUCUGCUAGACGAGUGGUCCUCGUUCAUUAUAAUGAAGAUAGAGAUAGUAUCGACUUUCGGCAUUAUCUGAUUACCGUUCGUGCUCAAGGAGUCUCUCGCCGCGUACGAAAACUACUAGAAGGUGCCACAACCAGAGGAGGAUCGGUCUUGGACUUGGGGAAUGAGAAAGACGUGGCGGACUAUAUUCUACGACAAGCGGGACAAGAUGGCUACGAAACAGCUUCAAGCUAUGCCAGCGAUGCUGGAGAGGAUGGUGGUGACAACAAGAUUGAACUUCCGUCAAACUAUGUAGGAAGGAAUAAUAGGAAAGGGGAGCAAAGGGUGGUCAGUUUGGAAGAGAUUGGUCCUAGGAUGGAGUUGAAGCUGCUAAAGAUUACAGAAGGGAUGCCUGGAAAGGAGGGUUCUGUAAUAUGGCAUCGAUUCGUCAAAAAGUCUGCCUCAGAGAUCAAGGCACAAAAACUGGAGCACGCCGAGAGAAGUCGGUUACGAGAGCAGCGUAGAAGAGAACAAGAAGAAAAUGUUGCUAGAAAAAGACAGGAUGGACAGGUGCCUAAAGAUGGUGAGAAGGAAGAUCCCAGUGACGAGGAGAUGGAUGAAGGCGAAGUGGAGUCCGGCAAUGAAGAAGACGAAGGAGAAUGGGAUGAUGAAGAGGAUAUCAGUGAAGAUGAGUCGGAGGAUGAUUUGGAGUCGCGAUCAAAUGAGAGUGACGACGACAUCGUCCCGACCAAAAAAGGCAAAAGAUAA